Molecule: messenger RNA, 9071 nt
Organism: Drosophila nasuta
Lineage: Eukaryota; Metazoa; Arthropoda; Insecta; Diptera; Drosophilidae
Gene: pum
Product: pumilio
Biological process (GO): post-transcriptional regulation of gene expression
Cellular component (GO): nucleus; cytoplasm
Molecular function (GO): mRNA 3'-UTR binding
Source: RefSeq, a predicted model, not a curated record
ACGACGACGACGAAGAAUUCUUAGCCGUAUUCUUCUUCAUCCUGUGUAAAUAAUUGUAAUUUAAAUAAUUUAAAUUAAACACACAAAUCCACGCAAAACUAAUAACAUAAAAAAUUGAGAGCAUUUCGCGCGUGAUUAUCAAGUCAUUAAGUGCAUGUUUUGUGUAUAUUUUCAUCAUUAAAGCGUCGUGUAAAUUAAUAUCAUCCUAAUUAUAAUUCAAUACAACUGCAAAUCUAUAAUAAAAUGAAAUCUCAACAAAUUUCGAUUGAUCUGUAAAAAAAUAUUGUUCAACUGAUUCUCAUUGGUAAUUAUUGAAUGCAUGUAAAAAAAUUUAUUUGUUUGGUUUGACUGUGUAAAGUAUUAUUCAUAAUUUGUGUUAAAUAGUGUAAAUUUAUGUAUAAAAAACAAAGCCAAACAAAACGAAACAUGCAAAUCAUUUUUUUGAGUGGAUGAAAAUAAUCAAAGAGAAUUAAUCUCUUGAAUCGCUGUAAAGUAAUACUUAAUAUUAAGGAAGUGCAAAGUGUGGUUUCUAUGCAUGUGAAAAUAACAACGCAACUCACAUUCAAUUACAACAAAUGAAAAGUUGUGAAUAAAACCAAUAAAUCAAGAGAAAACAAAACCGAUUUAAUUUGAUCAUCACCACUGUGCAGUCGACGUGUUUAUAAUUUUAAACUGUAAUUGUAACGUAACCGCGACGUAAGCAGCAACGUAAACGUCAACGUAGCCCGCGUCAGUUACUUUUAAACUGUUCUCGUCCGUGUCGAGUUUUGUUUAUUUUUUUUGUGUCCGCGCCAUUCCGAAAUACAUUUUUGCAAUACGCACCAAUUAAUCAGCUUGAGUAGCACAAAGCCGCCAAAAUUGAGCUGUUAAGCGCGCCCACGAUUUCGAUAUCGACGGUAGCGCCACCAACGUCGCCAUCGCCGCAGCUUCAUCUGCAGCAACAACAGCAGCAGCAUCCUCAGGCUUCGUAUCCUCAGCAACAUUUCGGACCACCGCCGCUGCCGCCACCGCACUCACCAUACUUUCAACAUUUGCAACAACAGCAGCAGCAACAACAACAACAGCAACAACAGUUACAACACAUGAAGUUUCUGGGUGGUAAUGAUGAUCGCAAUGGACGCGGCGGCGUCGGCGUUGGUAGCGACGCCAUUGUUGUAGGCGGCGGGACUCGUUCUGGCAACAAUGUUGUCGCCUCUUCGCAGGAUGUGGAUGCAGCAAGUGCUGCGGCAGCCGCUGCUGCUGUCGGCUACGUUUUCCAGCAGCGUCCAUCACCAGGCGUUAGUGGUGUUGGUGUCGGUCCUGUUGGCUCAACGCUCCAUGAUGCCGCUGCCGCUGAGUACGCAGCACACUUCGCCCAAAAGCAGCAGCAAACGCGUUGGGCUUGCGCCGACGAGCACGGCAUGGAUAAUCCGGAUAAAUGGAAAUAUAAUCCGCCAAUGAAUCCAGCAAACGCUGCACCCGGCGCACCACCCGGUAAUGGCAGCAAUGGUGGACCCGGUGCAAUUGGCACCAUAGGCAUGGGUGCUGGCAACGGUCUCGGCGGCAUGGGAAAUGUUGGAGCAAGCGGCGGCACCAAUGGAGGGCUGCAUCAUCCAUCGAUGGCAGCUGCUGCUGCCAAUAUGGCUGCUAUGCAGCAGGCGGCCGCUGUGGCCAAGCAUAAUCACAUGAUGUCGCAGGCAGCCGCUGCCGUUGCUGCCCAGCAGCAUCCUCAGCAACAGAAUAACCAGGGACCGCCUCAACAUCUCAUGGGCGGUGGCAGUGGGUUGGGAAAUGGGAAUGGCCUUGGCGGGCUGAGCCAGCCGCAUCCCAGUCAACAGCAGCAACAGCAACAACAACAACAGCAGCAACAGCAACAGCAACAUCCAAGUCAGCAGCAAGCACAGCAGCAACAGCAACAAGGUCAGGGCCAGACACAUCCCGGCCAGCAUCAAUACAACUCGAACCUGCUUAGCCAUGUGCUGCUUUGGGGCCACAUGCCGCCGUAUGCACAGUCUCCGGCGACUAACAGUAUGUACGAUCAUCAUGCGGGUGCACUGCAUCCAGGAAUGAAUGGAGGCAUGCCAAAGCCACCACCACCAUUAGGACCACCCGGUGGACCACAGGACUUCGUCUACAUGGGUGGACAACCGCAUGCCGCAGCUGCUGCUGCUGCAGCCGCUGCGAUGGGAGCAGCUCUAAUGCCGCCACAGAAUCAAUAUAUGAACAACUCGGCAGCAGCAGCUGCUGCUGCCAACCGGAAUGCAGCGAUUACUACAUCGACAGCCAAGAAGUUGUGGGAGAAAUCCGAUGGCAAAAGCGGCGGAACUUCGAGCACACCGGGUGGCACAUUGUAUCCCAUGCAAAUACCCGGCGUUGGGGAUCAUUCGUCUGUGUGGAAGGAUCACACUUGGUCGACCCAAGGUGAAAAUAUUCUGGCACCUCCCAGGCCAAGAGUUUAUCCACACGGCGGUGCCUCUGAUACUUCGAACAGCGGCAAUGCGGGCAUUCUAAGUCCUCGGGAUUCCACAUGCGUUAAGAUGGUUGAAUAUGUUCUGGGCGGUUCGCCAACCAAUAAGGAGAGUCCUUUGUCUGGCUUGGAGCCGCGUCUGCGUAACUUAAAGUUUGACGAUAAUGAUAAGUCACACGAUGAUAAGGAAAAGGCAAAUUCUCCGUUUGACACAAACGGCUUAAAGAAGGACGACCAGGUCACAAAUACAAACGGCGUUGUUGUCAAUGGCAUUGACGAUGACAAGGGAUUCAACCGUACUCCUGGAUCCCGUCAACCCUCGCCCGCUGAAGAGACUCUGCCACGCCCUCCCACAUUAUUGGAUCCAACCCAGCAUGGCGGAUUCCCCCAAAUGCCGCACUUCAAUCACAUGCUCAUGGAACAUGGUCAGGGUCAUGGCAUGGGAGCUGCAAAUUCACUCGGCGGUGUCGGUGGCAACAACUCAGGCGGCGGAGCUGCUGCCUAUGCUCAUCAGCAGAUGGCAGCCCAGAUGAGUCAAUUGCAACAGCCAAUGAUGAAUGGAGUUGGUGCUGGAAUGCCAAUGGCAGCACAAUCACCCAUGUUGAAUCAUCAGGCCACACCUGGACCCAAUCAUAUGGAAUCUCCGGGCAAUCUCUUGCAGCAACAGCAGCAAAAUUUUGAUGUACAGCAACUUUUUCGCUCACAGAAUCCGGGCUUAGCGGCUGCGGCUGCUGCAGCCACAUCGGCAGCAAGUGCAGCGGCCGCGGCCGGCGCUGCACCACCAGGCGCCCCCAAUGGCACAAUGCAGUCCUCGCAGCAGCAGCAGCAACAGCAGCAGCAGCAGCAACAACAACAGAUGCAAAUGGCGGCCGCAUCGCAACAGUUUCUGGCCGCACAGGCUCAACAGAAUGCAGCAUAUGCGGCACAGCAGGCGGCACCGUAUGUUAUCAAUCCGGGACAGGAGGCGACACCGUAUCUGAGCAUGAUUGCUGCCGCUCAAAUGCCGCAGUAUUAUGGCGUUGCGCCGUGGGGCAUGUACCCGGGCAAUCUGAUACCACAGCAGGGCACACAGCCCCGUCGCCCCCUUACACCUUCGCAACAGGGCGCCGAGAAUCAACCGUAUCAGGUCAUACCGGCUUUCUUCGAUCAGAGUGGUUCGCUUGUGAUGGGACCACGAACCGGCACGCCCAUGCGAUUGGUUAGUCCCGCCCCCGUACUGGCGGUGCCACCAGGUGCCGCACGUGCCGGCCCGCCGCCGCCACAAGGCCCCCAACUGUAUCCACCACAGCCGCAGACGGCUCAACAGAAUCUCUACUCACAGCAGAACGGUUCCAGUGUCGGAGGUCUCGCUUUGAACACAAACUCAUUAACUGGUCGUCGUGACUCGUUCGAUCGCACCACAUCCGCCUUUAGCCCCUCGGCCAUGGACUACACCAGCAGCAGCGUUGCCGCAGCAGCCAAUGCAGUUCAGAGCAGCGUUGCCCAGGCUGCAGCCGCCGCAGCAGCCGCUGCGCGUGUCAAGUGGCCAGCAGCCAUGUCGAAUGCCAGCGCAUAUGGAGCGUUGGGUGCAGGCGGAGUCAAUGCCUCGGCCAGUCCGCUGGGCGCACCUCUGACGCCGCCACCAUCGGCACAGUCCUGCCUCAUGGGCGGCAAUCGGGCGCCGGGAGCUGAGUCGCGUCAGCGCCAACAGAUGGCAGCCGUGGGUCUGCCGGCGACAGCUGCUGCGGCACAGGCUGCCGUUGCAGCAGCAGCCAACAACAUGUUUGGCUCGAACAGCUCGCUCUUCUCGAAUCAUCUGGCCUUGCCGGGCACCACACCCGCUGCAGUUGCGGCUGCCGUCGCCAACUCGCGUCAGGUGGUUGCUGCUGCUGCGGUCGCGGCUGCCGCUGCGGGUGCUGCGGCUGGCGCUGGAGCAGGAGCUGGAGCUGGGGCACCACAGCCGGGCAGGUCACGACUGUUGGAGGACUUUAGGAAUCAGCGUUAUCCGAACUUGCAGCUGCGCGAUCUGACCAAUCACAUUGUGGAGUUCUCACAGGAUCAGCACGGCUCUCGGUUCAUUCAGCAGAAGCUGGAGCGAGCAACGUCCGCCGAGAAGCAGAUGGUGUUCAAUGAGAUUCUUGGCGCCGCCUACAGCCUGAUGACCGAUGUCUUUGGCAACUACGUCAUACAGAAGUUCUUCGAGUUCGGCACCCCAGAGCAAAAGAACACCCUGGGCAUGCAGGUGAAGGGACACGUUCUGCAGCUGGCGCUACAAAUGUACGGCUGCCGUGUGAUCCAGAAGGCGCUGGAGAGCAUCUCGCCGGAACAGCAGCAGGAGAUUGUCCAUGAACUGGACGGACAUGUGCUGAAGUGCGUCAAGGACCAGAAUGGCAAUCAUGUGGUCCAGAAGUGCAUAGAGUGCGUGGAUCCCGUUGCCCUGCAGUUUGUGAUCAAUGCAUUCAAGGGUCAGGUCUACUCGUUGAGCACACAUCCCUACGGUUGUCGGGUGAUCCAGCGCAUUCUCGAGCACUGCACUGCCGAGCAGACAACGCCCAUUCUAGACGAGCUCCAUGAGCACACAGAGCAGCUCAUCCAGGACCAAUAUGGCAACUAUGUCAUACAACAUGUGCUAGAGCACGGCAAGCAAGAGGACAAGUCCAUUCUGAUCAACAGUGUGCGUGGCAAAGUGCUGGUGCUAUCGCAGCACAAGUUUGCCUCAAAUGUAGUGGAGAAGUGUGUUACACAUGCCACACGUGGCGAACGCACCGGCCUCAUCGAUGAGGUCUGCACAUUCAACGACAAUGCCUUGCACGUUAUGAUGAAGGAUCAGUAUGCCAACUAUGUGGUGCAGAAGAUGAUUGACGUCUCGGAGCCGACACAGCUGAAAAAGUUGAUGACCAAGAUUCGACCCCACAUGGCCGCUCUGCGCAAGUACACCUACGGCAAGCAUAUCAACGCCAAACUGGAGAAGUACUACAUGAAGAUUACCAACCCGAUAAGUGCCGGAUCAGCCAGUGGAGGUGCCGCAGGUGCCGGUGCUGGUGCUGGUGCUGCUAAUGGCACCACUGUCAGCGGCGCCAGCACAGCGACCACAGCAGUUGCCACCAGCAGCAGUGCUGUCGGGGUGACAUCCACCUCUGUCGCAUCGACCUCAGUGGUGGGCAGCGUCGCAACAACAAUAACAACAACCACAACCGGUGCUGCAUCGCCCACCAUUUGUGCAGUGCAGGAGAACGGCAACGUCAUGAUGGCCGAACCAACGUCACCAGCCACCUCGGAGUCGUCUGUCUCGGUGGUGGCCUCUGUGAACAAUGGCUUGGGUCCCAUUGGACCCCCAACAACAGCCAAUGGUGUGCUGUAAAUUGAUUAUCGAAUUUUAGAUUUUAGUCUGUGGAUGAAGAAGGAGAAGGAUAAGGAUAAGAAGAUGAUGAAGACAAAGAGGGAAAAGAAAGGGACAGCUAACGAAAGGAGAGCUUAGAAAGCAAAGCGAAUGCAUACUAUAUAAAUAUUAAUAAUAUACAUAUAUAAUAAAUGUAAUGUAACUUAUUUAUAAAAUCGCAGAACACAAACUGCAGACACACUCACACACGAACACAAACAAACGCCCUUACACGUACACCCAUACAUCAGAAGAAAUUGAGGAAAUAAAGCUCCCCCUCCUCGAGAGGAUGAGAGAGCGAUCGGCUCCAAAAUUUGCGAGCAAUCGAUAAUUUGUAUAUUCAAUUGUUAAAUGCUUUUGUAAAGUGCAUAACAUACACUCUCACACACACAAACAAAUCAAUGAGCAACACGUUCGUGUUGAAGUUUCAUGUAUUUGUUGCUAAAACUUUGUCACAUUCAUUUUGUGAGAUUUCAAUAUGAAAAAAACACACAAGCAAGCAAAAUGCAAAAUAACAUAACAAUUUAAAUGAAUAGUAAAAGAAGCAGACUACAAAUUAAAAACCAAUGUCUGCCUACAUUUUUUGUUGUAAUAACUUUGUAAAGAAAAUCACAAUUUGUAAAUGAUUAAGAAAGUUUCUCGACUGUAAAUUUUAUAAUCGAAAUGAAAUGAAAUGAAAAAAAAAGCGCGUGACGUUCUGUUGUGGAACAAACAAGUAAAAAGAUGAGUAGACAAGAGAAGCAAAGAGAAGGUGAGGAAAGUAUAAUGAUGAUGAUUAUUAGUGUAGAAUUGAAUUGAACAGCAACCAUUUCAAAUAUAGAAUUACUAUGAUCAAUAUAAAUAUUAAUAUAUAAAUAUGAGAAAAUAAUGAGAAUCACAUAAUGUAGCAUGUAGACUAAAGAGAGCGCAACUUUAAAUAUGUGCGGAAGAAAAACCAAAAAAAAUCAAAGCCGGGAGCACUCACUCACCCCUUACGCUCAUACUUCAUUCACACCCACACACCUACACCUACACCCACAUUCACAGACUCAUACUCAGACAGACAGUCAAUACACAGAACACACACAGAACACAACAAUCACGGACUCUUUAGCGUUGCGUUUCGCAACAAUUUCACGUCGCCUUUGCGCUAUGUAAAAAUUUUGUACAAAUAAACAAAAAGAAAAAAUCGAAACAAAGAAGAAAAGAGAAAACAAACACAAAAAAUACCAAUGUAAAACAAUGUAAUAUUUUUUGUCAAUUUGUUCGCAUGUAAAAUUUGAAUGUUUUGUAAAAUUCUCAUUAAUUUUAAUCAAAUUGCUUGCAAUGUAUAAAACAAAAACUAAAUAUCGUUAUAAAAUCAAAAAGAACACACAUACUGCAUACAUAUACAUACAUAAACAUAAACGCGUAGACUCAUACAAGACUUUCACGAUUGAUUGAAAGAGUAUUCGCAUGCAUUGUAGCGAUUACACAUCUAUGUACACAAUACCAACUACUAUCAACUAUACACUUCUCUGUAUAUAUAUAUAUACACCCACAUAUAUGUAUAUGUUUAUAUGCAUUCAUAUUUGUAUUUUGUAAAUUGUUUCGUUUUUAAGUCCACCCUCAUUAUAACAAGCAUUGUAUUUAUAAUUGUAGAAACGCGCUGUUCUGGGCCGUCGAACCGAAAACUUUACUUUAGCCACUAAGAUUUAACUGAUUACCGAUUUCUGAUUAUCGUUUAUUACGUCUACUAUUUACUGCAUAUAAUUUUUUUAAGUUUCUUUUAGUUACGGCAAUUGCAAAGACCUUUUAAUUUUUUAAACAUGCCACACAAUAUACAGAACCAAUCUAAAAAUGUGAACAAAUUUCAAUAAAUCAAUAUCGAAACAUUUAAAAUUUUAAUCACUUUGUUGAUUCGAACACAUUUUUAAUCAAGCCAAGUUUAGCUAAAUUUCACAUUCACUUAUUUGUGCUUCGCCUAUAUAGGCUUUGCACGCAAUGGUAGUCAAACUGUGCGCAAGCAGUGCAGUGCGAGUUGAACUGCUUGCGUAAUUGAUAACAGUUGUGCGGCAACUGGCAGCAUUCAUUCUGAUGCGUAUCUCAUAUAAUUUAUUGUAAAUCUAUAAUUUGUAAUUUUUUACAUAUGCAUUAAAUAUUAAACUGUACAGCUUGAAAUGCAUUCUGGGUGCGAAAAUCCCUUAAACUGAUAACACCUACGUGUAAGUGUAAAAAGUUGUUUUAAAACUGUUCACGAACAAAUUAACACACAUCACACAUUUGUAAAUUGAUGUAUCUAUGUGCAACUUACACUCUAAAGGCAUACCACAUCCAUACACAUACAUGUAUUAUAUAAAGUAACAAUAUUUGUACAUUUUGAUAAUAACUUUUGAAAUUUCCCUGGCGCCUUAUUCAAAACAUAAUGAAACCAAACAAGGAUCGAAACGAAUUUAAAUUCAUUAUAAUUUAUUUAAGGCUUUUCUCUAAAUUGUAAACUAUAAAAUUGACUAAAUUUCAAUUAGCGCCGUAAACGUUACUGUCGUCAUUGCCGUUGUUGUCAUAUGUUUGUACAUACAUAAAUAUAAAAGGAAGCUUCGAGCUCUUGUAAUUUUGUGUAAAUUUUCCCUUAACCCAUUUAAGCUCCCCUCUUCCUUUCCACUCAGACCAAGAGAAUGCAUUUCAAACUGUCGUCGUAUAUAUGUAUACAAAUAUCGGUCAUAUGAAUUUUCAUUAUUUUUAGUUAUUAACUAAUUAACUGCCUGUCUACAGAGCGAAAUGCACUGAUAAUUUUAAUUUGCAUCGAUCAUAAACUUUCAAGAAACAAUAAGAAUACUGUUCAGAUAUAUGUAUAACUUACAGUCUCAAACACACACACCACAAACACAUAUAUACACAGCCAUUAACACAUACAUACAUACGUACAUAUAUGCAAAGGCAAGAGAACACAUAAAGCUGCUUAGAAGUAGAAGUUUAUAUGUAGGUAUAAGAAGGCAUACGAUCAUACGACGACUCUUAUACACGUAUAACAAGCAUACAACGUUUUUAAAUAUAUAUGUAUAUGGAUAUGUAUUUGUAUAUGUACAUGAUUAUAUGUAAUGUGUGUAAAGAUUGAAGUAGCACAGUUACAUAUGACUAGCGCUAUAUUUAUACAUAAAUAUUGCUAGUUUUUACAGCAUAUGAAUAAAAUAAAAGUACCCCAUUUAAUAAAGGUAAUAACACAAAUGUAAACAAUGUAACUUAACUUAUACAGCAAAUUGAAAGCAAAUCGUAGUUUAUACAUCAAAGUAAAAAAGCAAAAAAAAACAA